AAUAUAAAAUUCGGAGAAUAUUUCAUUCUUACCAAAUUGGUACAAAAUUCUAUUUGAAUUUUUGGAAGGGAACGAAAGGACUUCAAAGCAAAGUUGGGUCGAUUGAAUAAAUGGAUCGAGCCCUAGGGUUCAAAUUCUGAGGAAAGAAAGAACAACGAGCUUAUCUUCAUAAUUUGAAUGAUUUCCCGAUCUAAUUAGACGUUAAAAAAAAUUAGUGCCUGAUGCGGGAAAGGAUUCUCCCACGAGUGGAUCCUUUGUUUUUUUAUAGUGAAUCCUAACUAUUCGAUUAUCCAUUCUCCAUUAAAGAGAUGGAAAUGAAUGUGUAGAAGAAAGAGUAUAUUGAUAAAAUACUUUAAUUCCAAAAUCAAAAGAGCGAUUGGGUUGAAAAAAUAAAGGAUUUCUAACCAUCUUUUAUCUUAUAAAAAAAAGAAAAAAACCAAUUAGAUGGAAAAAGGUAGAAAAGUCCGCGGAUGCAUUUAGCCGUUUCCGGGGUAUCCAUUUUUUCGUAAUAAAAUGCCUUGUUUUGACUGUAUCGCACUAUGUAUCAUUUGAUAAUCCAAGAAACCCUCUAUUUUUACUUUUGUUUUCGGUCUAAAUUGAAAUGGAAAAAUUACAAGGACAUAGAGAACUAGAUAGGUCUUGGCAACAUAACUUUUUCUAUCCACUUAUCUUUCAGGAAUAUAUUUAUGUAUUUGCAUAUGAUCAUGCUUUAAAUAAAUUGAUUUUGUUGGAAAAUGCGAUCGACAAGAAAUACAGUUUACUAAUUGUAAAACGUUUAAUUACUCGAAUGUAUCAACAGAAUCAUUUUAUUCUUUCUGUUAAUGAUUCGAACCAAAAUGAAAUUUUUGGGCACAAACACAAAAAGAAUUUGUAUUCCCAAAUGAUAACAGAAGGUUUUGCAGUCAUUGUGGAAAUUCCAUUUUCCCUACUAUUAAUAUGGUCCCUAGAAGGAAAAGAAAUAGUAGAAUCUAAAAAUUUGAGAUCAAUUCAUUCAAUAUUUCCUUUUUUAGAGGACAAAUUCUUACAUUUAAAUUAUGUGUUAGAUAUAUUAAUACCUUACCCUGCCCAUCUAGAAAUCUUGGUUCAAACUCUUCGCUAUUGGUUGAAAGAUGCCUCUUCCUUGCAUUUAUUACGAUACUUUCUUUACGAGUAUCGUAAUUGGAAUAGUCUUAUUCGGCCAAAAGAAUCCAUUUCCCCUUUUUCAAAAAGGAAUCGAAGAUUAUUUUUGUUCCUAUAUAAUCUUGUUGUAUAUGAAUACGAAUCCCUUUUUGUUAUUCUACGCAAGCAAUCCUCUUAUUUACGAUCAACGUCUUUUGGAGCCCUUCUUGAACGAAUCCAUUUUUACGGAAAGCUAAAAUAUCUAGUAAAAGUCAAAGUUAAGGUUUUUGGGGUUAUCCUAUGGCUUUUCAAAGAACCUUUUCUGCAUUAUGUUCGGUAUCAAGGAAAAUGCCUUCUGUCUUCAAAAGGGACAUCCUUUCUGAUGUAUAAAUGGAAAUAUUACUUUAUUGCUUUCUGGCAAUGUCAUUUUUCUGUGUGGUCUCAACCAAGAAGAAUCUAUAUCAAUCAAUUAUCAAACUAUUCCCUCGACUUUAUGGGUUUUAUUUCAAAUGUGGGACUCAAUUCUUCAGUAAUACGGAGUCAAAUGUUAGAAAAUUCAUUUAUAGUAGAUAAUAUUAUUAAGAAGUUUGAUACCAUAGUUCCAAUUAUUCCUCUGGUUGGCUCGUUGGCUAAAGCAAAAUUUUGUAAUGGAUUAGGUCAUCCCAUUAGUAAGUCGGUCUGGACCGAUUUAUCCGAUGCUGAUAUUAUUGACCGAUUUGGACGUAUAUGCCGAAAUCUUUCUCAUUAUUAUAGUGGCUCUUCAAGAAAAAAAAGUUUAUAUCGAAUAAAAUAUAUACUUCGACUUUCUUGUGCUAGAACUUUGUCUCGUAAACAUAAAAGUACUGUACGUGCUUUUUUGAAAAGAUUAGGUUCAGAAUUUUUGGAAGAAUUCUUUACGGCGGAAGAAAAAGUCCUUUCUUUGAUCUUACCAAGAGAUUCUUCUACUUUAUCAGGAGUCUAUAGGGGGCGUGUUUGGUAUUUGGAUAUUAUUUGUAUUCAUAAUUUGGCCAAUGAUGAUGAUUUUGGUUAUAAGACUAUCUAAAUGGAAUGGAAAUUAUACCUAAAUGAAUGGAGGUAUAAGAUAAAAAAUAUUAUUCAUUCAUUUCUAUACUGAAAUGUUUAUACUUAUACAAUAAGAGUUGAAUCCAUUGAGUAUUCAACUUUGUUCGAGUUCCCCCUAGGAAGGGAACUGAGUUUGAAAUGUAUACAUAGGGAAAGCCGUGUGCAAUGAAAAAUGCAAGCACGGUUUGGGGAGGGGUUUUUCUUUUUUAACAAGAACAUUAUCUACUCCAUCCGAUCGGUUCCGGGUUCGAGUCCCGGGCAACCCAUUCUUUUUUUAUUGUGAACUUCAUAUUGUGAAAUCUGAUUUUAUAUUUUGUUUUGCAAUUCACUUCAGUUAUUCAAAAAGAAUUCGGAGAGAUCUCAAUGAAUAUUGGUUGACACGGGCGUAUAAGACAUGUUAUACUGUUGAAUAACAAGCUUUCAAUUCUCUAUUUCGAGAAGAAUUAAUGUGCUUGGGAGUCCCUGAUGAUUAAAUUAAAUAAACCAAGAUUUUACCAUGACUGCAAUUUUAGAGAGACGCGAAAGCGAAAGCCUAUGGGGUCGUUUCUGUAACUGGAUAACCAGCACUGAAAACCGUCUU
Amaranthus tricolor (Joseph's coat) is the source of this 2740-nucleotide messenger RNA. Its product is annotated as maturase K-like. Gene Ontology annotation, biological process: mRNA processing. Lineage: Eukaryota; Viridiplantae; Streptophyta; Magnoliopsida; Caryophyllales; Amaranthaceae. The record is from RefSeq and is a predicted model, not a curated record. Gene Ontology annotation, cellular component: chloroplast.